Messenger RNA from Chironomus riparius, 2403 nucleotides. NCBI's taxonomy places the organism in Eukaryota, Metazoa, Arthropoda, Insecta, Diptera, Chironomidae. The record is from the annotation of a GenBank genome assembly.
AUGUCCCUGGAUAUUCAGCAACAGCAGUUCAAGAUGAAUUCAGAUUUCUGGCCACAAGCACGUGGUCCUCCCUCAGCAACAGCUACAAACCUUAAUUUCCCAUCUAUGAUGGACACAACGAGUGCUGAUUAUCUUAAUAAUACAGGAAGAAAUCCACAACAACAACAAUCACAGCAGCAACAAGCUGCGACUGGAUUUCAUAAUAAUAAUAAUAAUAACAAUAAUAACAAUAAUAAUAAUAAUAAUAAUGAGAAUAACAAUGUGGACAUGAAGGAACACCUUAUGUCACAAUCGACAGAACAAAAUCUUCAAAAUAAUUUCAAUACACAAGCCAGUGGCUUUUCAAUGACUCAACAGCAACAGCAACAACCAAAUGGACAAGCACAAUCGCAGGCACAACAGCAAAUACAACAACCACCAUCAUCAACAUCGCCUGGCGCUGAGAAUUCAUCUCCUGAGGCUAAGUUCAAUGCUGAUAAGUUGGUGAAUGAGAUUCAGCAGCAGCUGAGUCGUUCGAACAACACACCGUCAAUAAACGAACGUACAUUGGAAGAAUGCUGGUCAACCCUUCAACGAAUUUUCAUGCACAAGAGUGCAAUGCAAAUGCAGCAUGCACGUGACAUACAGAGAAAUGGUGGUGGUUCAACAGGUACGAGCGAAUCAAAGCCACAUCAAUGUCAACAGUGUCUGAAGAGUUUUAGCAGUAAUCACCAACUUGUUCAACAUAUUCGUGUUCAUACAGGAGAAAAGCCAUACAAAUGCACAUAUUGUGACCGAAGAUUCAAACAAUUAUCACAUGUACAACAACAUACAAGGCUACAUACAGGCGAACGUCCCUACAAAUGUCAUCUAGCGGAUUGUGGCCGAGCCUUUAUACAACUGAGUAAUUUGCAGCAGCAUUUGCGUAAUCAUGAUGCGCAAGUUGAACGUGCAAAAAAUCGUCCUUUUCAUUGUAACAUCUGCGGAAAAGGAUUCGCAACGGAAUCAAGUUUAAGAACACAUACGUCUAAGGAAUUGCAAUUGCAUUUGGGAGUUUUGCAGCAGCAUGCGGCUCUUAUUGGAGGUCCAAAUGCUACAAGUUGCUUAAUUUGUCAUAAACUAUUCCUCGGCGGUGAGGCACUUAUGGAGCAUAUGAAGACACAUCAUAAACAGGAAACGACGCCACCUGCGCCUGCUCCUUCACCCCCGCCAAUGUCAGAUCCUAUGUCACCAAAUGAUCAAUAUUCACUGUCAAAACAACAACGCAGAACUGCCAAUCAUCCAUGUCCCGUAUGUGGCAAGUCAUAUGUCAAUGAAGGCUCAUUAAGAAAGCAUCUUGCAUGUCAUCCAGAAACAAGUCAAAUUGCCAACAGUUUACGAAUGUGGCCAUGUUCAGUAUGUCAAGCGGUGUUUACACAUGAAGCUGGUCUCUUAACUCACAUGGAGCAUAUGAGGACAGAUCCAAAGCAUCAAUUUGCAGCACAAUACAUGUUAAGUCGUGCAGCAGCUGAGCGUCGAGAACGAGACACAAUUCUAGCAUCAGCUAUAGCUGGAGGGUCAGGUUUACUUUCGCAAAUUUCACAAAAUUCAAGAGGAGCCUCGCCAGCUCAUUCUGAGGCAUCAUCAUGCAACGAUCGAAUGAAUUCACCACACCCAGACAGUCACGGUAAUGAGAACAAUCAGAAUAAUGCAAAUAGCAACAAUACAAACAAUAAUAACCCAGAAAAUGCCAGUGACAACAACAACAAUACAAACGGUGCCACAAAUCUAACGACAUCCGGCAAUCUUAAUUAUAAUAGCAAGCUAUCAGUCAACGAUGUUCUUCGGACGCCACCCGGUCAACAUUUACAUCAGCAAUAUCAACAGAUGGUGUCAGCUGCAGCUGCAAAUAUAGUCGCACAAAAUCAAAAUUCAUGCAAUAGCAUUGGAUCGCCUGUAAAUCCAGCAACAUCAGCAGCACAAGCUGUUGCCAAUCUAGCAGCUGCUAUGCGACAAAAUCAGCCAUUAAGUAAUGGAAAUCAUCAGUCACCGUCAAAUUAUGGACAUCAAAAUAAUUCACAGAUGAAUCAGCAUGCACCGCAUCAUCAUCACCAUCAAGAAUCAGAUGCAGCAAUGAGAAUUCAUCAAGCUGAGGCACUUCUGCGUAGUCAAGCGGAAGCAGCUUUAAGAUUAGCUGUAAGUCAAGCAGCAGCUGUCGUAGCAUCAAGUAGCAACGAUCCAAAUACAAACAAUCAAUUCCGUCAUCAUAAUGGAAUGCCAUACAACAAUCAUCACCACCAGAACAACUCAAGUUCGCAGAUUCAGUCACAGUUUUCGCCAGAUUUAUCGGAAGCACUUCGUCUUCAAGAGCAACGACUUGAACAGGCACUGCGGUUGCACAAUAGUGAACUUGGAUUACAUCAACAACAUCAUCAGCAACCAUGA